UGUUGAUGAAACUCCGCAUUCGGCUGCAUCUCUCUGUGUACCACUGCCGUCUCACAUUCAAGUGGCUGGGUUGAAUGGAGGACUGGGCCCGCUAGGGGCUUCCCGCAACAGUGGAGCCGGCCCGCUGCGUUCAGGCGUUGAAGGCACCGGCCACCUCGCGAUCGGCGGCAGUUGCCCUUGAACAUUUCAUGGAGAGCGUGUCCCUAGACUGUCUUGGCGCCUCUUCUCUUUCAUUUCCCGCCGGUUCAUUUCCUCUCUUUCAUAUUCCAGGUGCAGAUACUGGACUUUCCACCGGCGCAAGGCCCAUUCGUUUCUGGCGCCCGUACAUCGAGAACAGUGCCUUGUUAUAUUUCGCUUCCCUUCUCUCAAUCUGUACGGCACCAACGUUCAACAACGACUUACCUCAUUCAUCGACUCAUUCAUCGACUCGUCCGAACUAGGCCGGAAGCUCCCGCGCCAACUUGAUCUCAUCAUGGCCCCUAUGGCCCAGAAGCUCUUCUCCCGCCAAUACGACUACGACGGUUGCACUCUCACUGAAAAUGGCGACAUUGAUGAGAGCAGUUGCUAUGUGCCGUUCUGGAAUACUAAGACUGGAUACAUUGUCAAGUGGUCGGUGUUUCUUGGCAUAGUCGCCAUAAUCAGCCUUUACCUCCUGCUGGGAUACAUGCACGCGCAAAGGCGGAUACGCAAGGGUCUAGCGCCCCUGGGUUAUCACCGGUUCAUGGUCUCGCGCGCAACACUCGCCCAAGUCGACCCUCGCUACCGCUAUCCGCAACCUACGAAUGUCUAUCCAUAUGCCCCGGAAGGCCACUAUUACGACAUGCACGCCAUGCCCCCGCCGAUCUAUGAUCCGAAUGCGCCGCGGCCGCCGAUGUAUGAGCCCCCGGCUGGCUCAACGAAAUUCACUACCGCCCAGCAGCAGAGUGGCCCAGAGAGUCCACAGCCGCUCGAGCAGCACGUCGAGUACACACCGCCAGCUGGGCCACCGCCCACGUCGACUCAGUUACAAGACAUAUACGCGCCACCGCCAGGACCUCCGCCGAGCUCCACCCGAUCUUGAGGCACGGGGAGCACCGACCGUCUCCGAAAUCACAGGAUCGGACGUGGCCUCUCAGGCCGAGCUUUGGUGGCGAAGGAGUCGGAGUUGCGAUGUGGAUUCCAUGGGGAGUCAGAAAACCAUACGAUUAUACAAUGGUGCAAAACGAUCGCGGCCCUCGGGCUGUUGCGUUGGCGUUUGGGGGUUCCAGAGAAACUGGCGGCGGAGUUGGGAUGGGGACAUGCCUGUUGGUUGUUGGCCUUCAUUAAUAACACGAACACGAACAGCCCUAGAAGGAAUAACA
Molecule: messenger RNA, 1340 nt
Organism: Chaetomium strumarium
Lineage: Eukaryota; Fungi; Ascomycota; Sordariomycetes; Sordariales; Chaetomiaceae
Exons: 3
Coding region: 473-1060 (195 amino acids)
Source: RefSeq, a predicted model, not a curated record